Molecule: messenger RNA, 394 nt
Organism: Cylicostephanus goldi
Lineage: Eukaryota; Metazoa; Nematoda; Chromadorea; Rhabditida; Strongylidae
Source: the annotation of a GenBank genome assembly
GAGGAGAAAAGAAUUGUGGGCAUUUGCUUUAUAUUAUUUAAUCCGCAUUGCGCAUAUCUGCUUGAGUGUUCACGUCAUCAAACUGUUAUUUUAGGAGGCUUUGGAAUUAGAGACUAAGCCAUACGUCAUCUCGUAUCAAUCUCUCCAGGACAGCGAAAAAGAUCCUCUCUGUCCUGUGAAUGAUGAAGACACCAUGGGUAAGACUAAUCCGCUGGAUCCUUUGGGAGCUUUAGCAUCAUGUGAAACGCCUAAGGCCCCAUCUAAUCAACUGCCAAUGAGCCCAAGUAGAGCGAAGUUUAUGGCAGAGUUACAGUCAACUCCAUUUGCGGACGAGCUCAACCCGAAAGCGGAAAAUAAAGUAAAAGCGGUUAGCUUAGCUUUGCAUGCUUGCUAG